Messenger RNA from Camellia sinensis, 761 nucleotides. RefSeq lists its product as uncharacterized. Gene Ontology annotation, cellular component: chloroplast. The record is from RefSeq and is a predicted model, not a curated record. Lineage: Eukaryota; Viridiplantae; Streptophyta; Magnoliopsida; Ericales; Theaceae.
CAAGGCUCUCAACAUGAGACUGAGAGUGCCCCCCCCAAUCACUAACAAUGUUGAAGUACUACCACAGAUACACUAGUGGUGCUACAUCUACACUAACCACCUCCUCGUCACCUCCUCUCUUAUUCUUAUCUCUUCCUUCAAACUAUUACAAUCUAUCCUACACAACCACAACCUUGAGGAUUUGCUUUUUUUCCAUUAGAAUUACUGCUCUCAAAUUCGGCUUCCAAGAAGUUCGGAGGAGCACUCAUUGUAGGGCGAGGCGGAGAGUAGUGAGAUACAAUGAUGAAGACGAAGAUGACGACGAUGAAGAAUUUGAAUAUGGGCACAAUGCAGAGAUAGCAAUGUUGGAAUUGUAUAGUCAGUCUGCUAGAGAUGAGGCACUUCUUGUUACAGCAUCUGUGGAUGACCAAGAUGCACUAGUUCUCAUUUUCAAGGGGUUCUCAUCGUGCUUGAGCUAUAAGACUAGUCCAGACCCAUCAAGAAGUGUUCUUCCAAAAAGGGCAGUGAUCAAAUCCAUUGACAGAAUUAGAGGGCCUUUUGACCCCUCUAAUAUUGAGUACCUAGAGCAAGGAUUGACUUGGGAAACUUUUAAGACUCGUCUCCACCCCAAUUAAACAACCAAAGCUCAUGCGACUUGGUUUUUUAAUUCUAAAUUCUUCUUUAUUAAUUUUCUGUAUCUUCUGCAAAUAAAGUAUGUAGUUACAAAGAAAUUUAUAUGACAUUUGGGCCAUAAAUCUAAUUUUUAUACUUUUGAGAUAAUA